This is a messenger RNA of Leishmania mexicana MHOM/GT/2001/U1103, 1950 nucleotides long. RefSeq lists its product as hypothetical. Gene Ontology annotation, cellular component: membrane. NCBI's taxonomy places the organism in Eukaryota, Euglenozoa, Kinetoplastea, Trypanosomatida, Trypanosomatidae. The record is from RefSeq and is a predicted model, not a curated record. Gene Ontology annotation, molecular function: xenobiotic transmembrane transporter activity; antiporter activity. Gene Ontology annotation, biological process: transmembrane transport. The transcript has a single exon. Bases 1 to 1950 code for a protein of 649 amino acids.
AUGCAGGCACCUGAGUCACCACUCACCUUCCACCGCGGUCGCCCGUCCUCGACCGCGUCGGGCGAGCAUGCCCCGCCGCUGCGGGGCAGGAACCACAUUGAUGAGAACACUUCGACGGCCACACUAACGUUCGAGGUGCUCAAGCUGAGCAUCCCGCUCGGUCUGGCGGCGGUGGCACAAAACUCCAUGAGCGUGGUGUUAGUAGCCAUGGUGGGCAAAAUGGUCGGGGACAGGGAACUCGGCGCUACGGUGCUGGCGAACAGUCUUCUGAACGCGACCGCCUACUCUUUGUCGUCAGGCCUCUGCGGGGCGCUGGAGACGGUUCUGUCCCAAUCGUACGGCCGGGAUCCGACGAGUAAGCUGUACGGGGUUCAUGUGCAGCGUAUGUUGCUCAUACUGGUAAUCGUUGCCACCCUUGUCGGGCCUGUGUUGGCGUUUUCGGACUCGCUGCUGAUCUCCAUCCGGCAAAAUGCCGAGGUGGCGCUCUUUACAGGCCAGUUUUGCCGCAUCUCCCUCUUCGGCGUCUACUCGCUCAUGCUGCUGGAGGUGAUGCGGCGCUACUUUGCCUGCCAGCACCUGAACACGCAGCUCUCCGUGAACCUCAUCAUCGGCGCUGGAUCCUUUCCGUUUGUGCUGUGGGCAUGCAUCAAUGUGUUGAGCUACCCCGGCGCGGCGGUGGCGUGGUCGCUGCUCAUGAGCUGCAUGCCCGCCACCCUCAUCCUCUACCUUUUUGUGACGGGCAAGUACAAGAAGACGUGGGGUGGGUGGGAGCCAGCGGCCCUGACGAACUGGGGUCCGCUGCUGAAGCUUGCCUUUCCAUCCAUGGCGAUGAUGUUGAGCGAGUGGAUGUCGCAGGAGGUCAAUCUCAUUGUAGCCGGCUACGCCCCGAUCAAUGAGCUCGAUGCGUUUAGCAUACUUCACCAGUUCUCCACUAUCUUGUGGAGCAUGGCCUCUGGUGUCUUCAUCGAGGCGGCGGUGCUCGUCGGCAACGCGCUCGGCGAAAGGAAACCGCUAUUCGCGCGGCGGUGUGCACUGGUGUGCCUCGGGCUCACAAUCUUGUUCGCACUGGUGAACCUUUCUGUGACGCUGCUGCUGCAGAACUGGAUUCCAACUCUCUUCAGCAACAACACGGCGGUGCACGCGCUGUUCCGCAAGAUGCUCAAGUUUUAUGUGGUUUACCACCUCUUGGACAGCUUUCAGAGCUGCAUGAUGGGCGUGCUGCGCGGGUGUGGCUUGCAGUUACUGGGGGCCAUGUCCAUUGCGCUGGUCUACUCCGUCGUCGGCGUUCCAGUUGGCAUCAUCGUAUUUUUUACAACCUCGAUGGGCGUCGAGGCUUUGUGGCUGGGGCCGUGCCUUGGCCUCAGCGUUGUAGGCUGCCCACUAUACGGCUAUCUCUUGAUGUACUACAUCAACUGGGAGAGCCUGCAGCUCCACGCGGACGAUGUACCAAGCUUCAAUGCUUCGAUGCACGAGCACUCAACGGGAGUCUUUACCAGAACCUCGUCACUGUCUCUUUCAAGGUUCGACCUUGACGUUAUCAGAAGCGAGGACGAGGAGCUCCGUUCCGAAGGCAGGACGGUGCGCCUCUGCCGCGGUAGUCGUCACGGUACGCCGGGACUCGGUUCGCUGUCGGAGACAGGUUGCCAUACCCCCAACCCCGCCGGUCCCCUUGGCUUCAUGGACGACAACGCUUCCUUCACAUCAUUCAACGUGAUAGUUCCGAACCGGUCUAGCGCCGGGCAGCUGCCGCUGCCCGCCGAAAAUGUAUCCGAUGAGUACGACGCGGCAGCUGCACCUGAGCCACACCGCAACGUUUCUUCGUACGAUGGUUGGGCAGGGCCACUGCCUUAUCGCACGGGGCUGAUCAGCAGAUCGGCGCAACGCAGCACCGCCAGUAGCCGCAGCCCUUCCGCGCAGCGGAACUCUGUUAACACCGACGAGGCCCGUUGA